Messenger RNA from Gadus chalcogrammus (walleye pollock), 928 nucleotides. RefSeq names its product histone H2A. Gene Ontology annotation, cellular component: nucleosome. NCBI's taxonomy places the organism in Eukaryota, Metazoa, Chordata, Actinopteri, Gadiformes, Gadidae. Bases 31 to 414 code for a protein of 127 amino acids. The record is from RefSeq and is a predicted model, not a curated record. Gene Ontology annotation, molecular function: structural constituent of chromatin; protein heterodimerization activity; DNA binding. The transcript has a single exon.
UUUUGAAGCAUUUACGCAACGAACUAAAACAUGUCUGGAAGAGGUAAAACCGGAGGCAAAGCCAGGGCGAAGGCCAAGACCCGCUCAUCUCGUGCCGGGCUUCAGUUCCCCGUCGGCAGAGUGCACAGACUCCUCCGUAAGGGAAACUAUGCCCACCGCGUCGGUGCCGGAGCUCCCGUCUACCUGGCGGCGGUUCUCGAGUAUCUGACUGCUGAGAUCUUGGAGUUGGCUGGAAACGCUGCCCGCGACAACAAGAAGACCCGCAUCAUCCCCCGCCAUCUGCAGCUGGCUGUCCGCAACGACGAGGAGCUCAACAAACUCCUUGGCGGAGUGACCAUCGCUCAGGGCGGUGUGCUGCCCAACAUCCAGGCCGUCCUUCUGCCCAAGAAGACCGAGAAGCCCGCCAAGAAAUAGAUUAUAAAUCUUACCUGUAACCCCAAAGGCUCUUUUAAGAGCCACCCAGAUUUAACCAAAGAGCUACAUCUUUUAAACCGGUCAACGCCACUGCUUUUAAAGUAAACCUAGUUCCUUUAGGUCGGGUUGGAGUCCCCGACGUGGGAUCAGGCAAGACUGUUGAUCUUAAAGAAAUUGCACUUUCUAUUUUUACUUAAAUGCCUAUUUAGCUUUCCUUUUUUAUUUAUUUUUACCAGAAAAAUACAUGAUCUGAAACCAGAUAGAAAGAACGAGGGUUUGAGACCCAAUUUCUGUCAGGGUUAGAGUCCUAGAGUCUGGUUGAGUCCCAGAAUAAGGCCUUUGGUUUUCCUUUAGGUCGUGUUGGAGUCCCGGCGCGGGUACCAGAGAGACGGUUGAUCUGAUCUUAAAUACAUUGCACUUUCUCUUUUACUUAUUUCUUUGCAUAUGUUUUCUUUUACUUAUCUAUUUCAUUUUAUUGCAUGACAAUGUUUAUGUGAAGCACUUUGAGUCUGCC